AUGACGAAGCCUGCACGUUACGACUUCAAGACGCGCCCGGUUGCGCACCCUGAUGCCAUUGUUGCUGGCGACAAGUAUCGCUUCACCGUUUUGACCGAUGGCUUGCUGCGCUUCGAAUGGGCCGAGGAUGGCCGCUUCGAGGACCGGGCCUCUACCUUUGCUAUCAAUCGUCGGUUGGCGAUUCCCGACUUUUAUGUCUGGGACCGUGGCCACGGAGGCCUUGAAAUCGUCACCAAACGCCUCCACGUGGUGUACAAUAAGAAGAAGUUUAGCGCAGAGGGCUUCAAGAUUCAUCUCAAGGGUGCUGUGACGGGCACUUGGACCUAUGGCCAGCCCGUCUCCAACCUUGGUGGUACUACUCGAACACUGGAUGGCGUAAAUGGGAGGAUAGCGUUGGGGCCCGGAGUGCUGUCGAGAGAGGGCAUGGCAGUCUUGGAUGACUCCAGUUCCAUGCUGUUCCAAGACAACGGCUGGAUUGCAGGACGCCGAAGCGGCGAGAGGAGUGACCAGUACAUCUUCAUGUAUGGCCGCGAUUAUCGCGAAGCUAUGCGCGCCUUCUAUGCCGUGUCAGGAAGCCAGCCCUUGUUGCCACGAUAUGCCAUGGGCAACUGGUGGAGUCGCUACCACGCCUACGACGAGAAGGAAUAUCUCGAGCUCCACGACCACUUUGAAAAGGACGACGUCCCUAUGAACGUUGCCGUUGUGGACAUGGACUGGCAUCUUGUAUGGGAUAUCCCUGGUGGUGUCAAUGGCUGGACUGGAUACACCUGGAACAAGAAAUUGUUUCCUGAUCCAGACAAGUUCAUGAAGAAGUUGCAUGAUCGUGGCAUGAGGUUGACACUCAACCUACACCCCGCAGAUGGCAUCCGAGCUCAUGAAGACCAGUACGAGGAAGUGGCAAGAUAUGUGGGAAUCGACCCGGCAACCAAGCAGCCCGUCCCAUUCGACUGCACUGACAAAACAUUCAUGGACGCAUAUUUUGAUAUUGUUCAUCACCAGCAUGAGAAACGGGGCGUGGACUUUUGGUGGGUGGACUGGCAGCAAGGCAACACGUCCAAGAUCCCCGGCGUAGAUCCGCUGUGGGUGCUGAACCACUUUCACUUUCUAGACAGCGGCCGAGGAAGCCAGAGGCCGUUGAUUCUGUCUCGCUUUGGUGGUCCGGGUGCACAACGUUAUCAAAUUGGCUUCUCCGGCGAUGCCAUUAUCACAUGGGACUCGCUUCACUUCCAGCCAGAGUUUACGUCCACUGCUUCCAACAUUGGCUACGGGUGGUGGAGCAACGACAUUGGCGGCCACACCCACGGCUACAAGAAUGAUGAACUGUACACUCGAUGGGUGCAGCUGGGAUGCUGGUCGCCCAUCCUUCGUCUUCAUUCCGACAACAAUCCGUUCAAUACGCGUGAACCCUGGCGGUUCAACGAAGAAGCACGCUUGAUCGUAGAAGACACGCUGCGCUUCCGUCAUCGCUUGAUCCCCUAUCUUUACACCAUGAAUGCUCGCUCUGCAUCCGACGAUGAACCCCUCAUCCAGCCAAUGUACUGGGAUUACCCGGAGAACGACGAAGCGUACAACGUACCCAACCAAUACAAAUUCGGCAGUGAGCUGCUCGUCGCCCCCAUCACCCAGCCUCGCGACAGCGUCACCCAUCUCGGCGCGGCGAACGUCUGGCUCCCAGCCGGCCGCUACGUCGACGUCUUCACGGGCAUCGUCUACAGCCGCAAAGGCGAACUCCAAAAGGCGCCAUCAUCCCGCUAG
This is a messenger RNA of Plenodomus lingam JN3, 1755 nucleotides long. Lineage: Eukaryota; Fungi; Ascomycota; Dothideomycetes; Pleosporales; Leptosphaeriaceae. The record is from RefSeq and is a predicted model, not a curated record.